AUGGCACCAGCACGGGUGGUGCGGGGGCCAAAAGAACCAGACUGCAUCGCCCCCAUGGGCAUGGAUCUUUUUCAUCUUGAUGUCACCGGCGUUUAUUUUUACUCCUCCCGCGUCGACUUGGCCGCAGCGCUGCCUAAACAAGAGGCAGCGGGUGGGGGAAAGAAUGAAGAAGAAGAAGACUGGAAGAAGACGACCAAAAAAAAGAAAGGCCGACAGGUAAAGUUCAACGUUGCAAUCCCGACGGCAUCCCGGCCCCUUGCCCACGCCAGGCAGAAAGAAGCAGAAGCAGAAGCAGAAGCAGAAGCAGCGCCCGCACGCAUCGUCCAGGGGCCCCACGACGUGCUCUGCUGGGCAGCCAAUAUUCGCCGCAGGUUCCAGACGUUCCAGCCUGUUCGCGCUCACCGAGACAACCAACAGCCACCGCUUUCGCUGCCUGCCUAG
Messenger RNA from Ustilaginoidea virens, 441 nucleotides. RefSeq lists its product as uncharacterized. The coding region runs from base 1 to 441 and encodes 146 amino acids. The transcript has a single exon. NCBI's taxonomy places the organism in Eukaryota, Fungi, Ascomycota, Sordariomycetes, Hypocreales, Clavicipitaceae. The record is from RefSeq and is a predicted model, not a curated record.